Messenger RNA from Crotalus tigris (Tiger rattlesnake), 2092 nucleotides. It is a transcript of the gene MARVELD2, whose product is annotated as MARVEL domain containing 2. Gene Ontology annotation, biological process: bicellular tight junction assembly. Lineage: Eukaryota; Metazoa; Chordata; Lepidosauria; Squamata; Viperidae. Gene Ontology annotation, cellular component: cytoplasmic vesicle; bicellular tight junction; apical plasma membrane. The record is from RefSeq and is a predicted model, not a curated record. Bases 1 to 1623 code for a protein of 540 amino acids. The transcript has 6 exons.
AUGUCUUCAAGGAAUACAUCACUGGAGCACAAAAAUGCACAGCAGAGUCGUUCUGUCCAUUAUGAUAAAGUAUAUGUGGAUUCUUCUUCACCAGAAGAUGCUGAUGAGAUAUUAAAUUCAGAACCUUUGCCACCACCUCUUCCAUUGCAGCCACCAUUUGGACCUGAAUUUUAUCCAAGUGACAAUGAAGACUCAACUGAAAUCCCUGAUAUCAAACCAGUGAGAAAAUUCAUUCCUGAUUCAUGGAAAAACUUCUUCAGAGGAAAACGAGGUGAUCCAGAAUGGAAUAAGCAAGUAUCUGCCAUUUCAGAUGGAAUUCAAUGCUCUCCACCAUCAUCUCCAACACUUACUCCAGUGAAAGCAGACCAUAUUUCAACACCAAGUUCUUAUCAAGAUCCAUAUGGAGGAUCAGGAGGCACUUACACUUCACAAAAAGAAGCUGAAGGUAUUCUCCCCCCGGAUCCAUAUGGCUCUCUGGGAAGGCACACCCAGGCUUUGACAUACAGUGAGAAAGUAGAAGCUUUUAACCUCAGAUAUUCCUACAUGAAAUCUUGGGCAGGAUUGCUUAGAAUCUUGGCUGUUGUUGAACUGCUCUUAGGUGCAGCUGUAUUUGCUUGUGUCACAGCUUACAUUCACAAAGACAAUGAGUGGUACAACAUGUAUGGCUUUUCACAACCAUAUGGCUAUGGUGCAAGCAGCAUGUAUGGUGGUUAUUAUUACAGUGGACCCAAAACUCCUUUUGUUCUUGUUGUAGCAGCACUUGUUUGGAUAGUGACUAUCAUAAUUCUAGUACUUGGUAUGUCAAUGUAUUACAGAACUAUUCUUCUGGAUUCCCACUGGUGGCCUUUAACAGAAUUUGGAAUCAAUGUGGCUUUGUUUAUUUUAUAUAUGUCAGCCGCUAUUGUCUAUGUAAAUGACACAAACAGAGGAGGACUUUGCUCCUAUAAUUUAUUUAACACACCAAUGAAUGCUGCUUUGUGUCGUAUAGAAGGGGGACAGACAGCAGGAAUUAUUUUUUUGUUUGUAACAAUGAUUAUAUAUCUCAUCGGUGCAAUAGUUUGCCUAAAAUUAUGGAGACAUGAAACUGCGCGCAGACACAGAGAGUUCAUGGAGGAGCGGAUGAAGUCACAAUCAUUUGGCCCAAAAAGAAUGUAUGAAGAUCAUGAAAAUGACAUGUCCAAGGUAGCAAUAAAGACACCGAAGAGUGCAGAAAUGAAGCCUGAAGUACUUAAUGGCUAUAUACCAGCAGGACAUAUUCCUAAACCAAUAGUGAUGCCAGAUUACUUAGCAAAAUACCCAGCAAUUCGGACAAAUGAGGAAAGAGACCGUUAUAAAGCUGUAUUUAAUGAUCAGUUUUCUGAAUAUAAAGAGCUGUCUUCUGAAGUUCAGGCAAUUUUGAAGAAGUUUGAUGAGCUAGAUGCACUUAUGAGGAAGCUUCCUCAGCAUACUGGAAACACUCUUGAACAUGAUAGAAUUGCCAGUGUUCUCCAACAGUAUAAAAAGAAAAAGAAUGAUCCCACAUUUCAGGAGAAGAAAGAACGGUGUGAAUAUCUAAAGAACAAACUUUCUCACAUAAAACAAAGAAUUCAGGAAUAUGACAAAAUUAUGAAUUGGAAUACUUAGAAUGACUUUAAUUUUACUAAGAAGAUUUUUUUUACCAUUUUAAAAUAUUUAUUACCAUUAUUUUAUAUUUUUCUUGUAAAAUUAGUAACUAAAAUCUACUAUGUAUAUUGUGAACUGAGGCAAAGUUUUAUCUAUUGUAAGAUGGAAAACUGUCUAACAAUGCAGUUAAACCAUGUGCACUGUUGAUGAUCCUAUUCUAAAAUAACAUAAAAUUAGUAUUUUUUUUUGUUUUAAAUUCAAAAUAUUUGUAUUUCUGUCAUUGAGAUAUUUUCCUAAAUAUGAAUAAGGUGUAAACAGGUAUCAUUGCCUUAAUUCAGUUAUAUGAAAUGCAGUCUUUCAGAGAUCCAUGUAUGUAUGUAUGUAUGUAUGUAUGUAUGUAUGUAUGUAUGUAGGUCUUUGGUUAUUCGGGUUUUCUCCCGUGUAAAAUUGGAAGUGUCAUGGCGACGUUUCGACAAAGACACCAGUCUGA